CAAAGCGAAAGGUCAAAUUUGAUGUUCAGCGCGCACGCGCUGUUUGACCGGCCACUGGCACCUGCGCAGUGUGGACCAAAGACUUGUAAUGGCGGCCGCGGCGACUACGACGAUGUUGAUGUCGGAGUGUCAGCUCGGGAUCGCAGGCGGUGGUGUCGGAUUGAACGGAUUUAGCGGUGCAGGGGGAGGAGGUAGUGUUCAUAACGGUUCUGGAUCGGCGCAACCACCUUGGAACAGAAGUCUAGAGAGAGCGCUGGAGGAAGCUGCUGCGACGGGAGUGUUGAGCUUAAGCGGGAGGAAACUGAAGGAGUUCCCCAGGAGCGCGGCGAACCAGGACUUGACGGACACCACGCAGGCGGAUCUAUCCAAGAACCGAUUGGUAGAGAUUCCAGCUGACGUUUGUUACUUUGUGUCAUUGGAGAGCCUUAAUCUCUAUCAGAACUGUAUACGAAGUAUUCCAGAAGCCAUUUUAAACCUACAAUCUUUAACCUCCUUGAAUAUCAGUCGUAACCAGCUGACAACAUUACCUGGACACGUGUGCAGUCUCCCUUUAAAAGUUCUAAUCGCAAGUAACAACAAGCUAAUAUCAGUACCAGAGGAAAUAGGGCUACUACGACAAUUAACAGAACUUGAUGUCAGCUGUAAUGAGAUACAGACAUUACCAUCUCAGAUUGGAAACCUGGAGAUUUUAAGGGACCUGAAUUUAAGGAGGAAUCACUUGGUAACGCUACCAGAAGAGCUUGCAGAUUUACCACUCGUGCGAUUAGACAUCUCCUGUAAUAAAGUGACAACAAUUCCAGUCUGUUACCGAAACCUACGGCAUCUCCAAACAAUCAUCCUCGACAAUAAUCCCUUGCAAUCUCCACCUGCACAGAUUUGUAUAAAGGGGAAAAUCCACAUAUUCAAAUACCUGAAUAUUGAAGCGUGCAAAAGCGUUCCAGAGCUGCCGGAAUAUGAUAGAACAAGACCAGUUGGAUUCAGUUCAUGUCAUGAAGAUUAUUUCUCAGGACGGCCAUAUGGAGCACUAGAUUCUGGCUUCAACAGUGUUGACAGUGGAGAUAAAAGGUGGUCUGGCAAUGAGCCCGCAGAUGAGUUGACUGAUCUCCCACAACGAAUGACUGAAGUUGUGAAGGAGCAACGGCAGCGGCGAGAUAGUCAAUAUCAUGAGCAUAGAGGUGUACCACCUGUGACAAAUGGCCCAGUUGAACAUGACCUGGAGCAGAUUGAUUACAUUGACAGCUGUGCCAUGGAGGAAGAGGAAGAGGAUAUGCGAUUGCCAAAACGACUUGACUCCUCCAGUCUCAGCUCGCAAUUCAUAGCAUACAUUGAACGACGGCGGAUUAACUAUGAUGCUGUUCCGAUGAAAUCAAAGCAUGUUGGAGAUCCACAAAAACCUGUGAGUGACAGGGGCUGGCCACAACAAAACAGUGUAUUUUCAGAAGCUGGCUUGAGCUCUCCAACUCCAUCUUGUGGUCAAAGUGUGGUUUCAAAUGUGGGGUGCUCAGAAUCUGAGUUACAGAGAAGACGUGAGCAACUACUCGUAGAACAGACCAGAAGAGAAGCGCAGCUUGCAGCUCAGCAAUAUGAAGAAGAAAGAAUCCGAACUAAACAAAUUCAAAAAGAGGCCGUUCUUGACUUUGUGAGACAAAAAAGUGGUCAAAGUCCUCAGAAACAAAGUCUGUCUGACAGCGAUCACAGCGAUCUCCCCAAAUAUUUCCCUAUCAGACGAUCCCAGCAUACAGAUGAUAGCGCCUUAUUAGUGACUGAAGAAAGACCACCUGUGUCACCAUAUGCCUCUAUUACCCAAUCAUCUGUCAACAUAGUCCAGUCUGUUCCUCCUUAUCCUGGUUCUUCUCCCCACUCUUACAAACAGCCCACACAUACUCAGCGACUUGAGAACUUCCUAUUGAGAGCGACCACAAGAGAUGAGAUAAUAAAAGAUGUGAAUUCUUCCACCUCCUCUUUUCCUCCUAACCAGGACUCUGAGGACACCUUGAUAUUGCAGAACCAGAAGCAAUGUGAUGAACAGAGAGUCCUACAGCAGCUACGGAAGAACAUUGAAACAAGGUUAAAGAUUUCUCUCCCAAGUGAUCUUGGCUCAGCACUAACAGAUGGUGUUGUUCUCUGUCAUCUCGCUAAUCAUGUGAGACCACGGUCAGUGCCCAGUAUACAUGUGCCAUCUCCAGCUGUGCCCAAACUGACUAUGGCAAAAUGCAGACGAAAUGUGGAGAAUUUCCUGGAUGCUUGUAAGAGAAUUGGUGUACCACAGGAUGACCUUUGCUCUUCAUCUGAUGUGCUCCAAGCCAACCUCCUCAGCACUCAAAAGACGGUUGACAUGCUACUGACUUUGGGAGCAAGCAUAACCAGUCCUGUUCUCACCCCCUUCUCUGGAUCGAUUGUGCCUGCCCCUUCACAUUCUAGAAGAGAAAGGACUGGCACAGGUAGCCGUGACAAUAGAAAAUCUGCUUGAGCUCGCCCCUACCAAACAGCACCAUUAAUCAACUACCUAGAGACUACAUGUGAUGGGCACCUCACACAAGAAACACUGUAGCAGUAAAAUUGAAUAUGUUUCAAGUUGGCCCCCAUGAUCAAUUUUAUCACACUCCUCUUUAGCAUCUACGUAAUGGCUUUCUGAAAAUGAGUUGCUAAAUGUGAUUUUUUUAAUGCUUUUUUUCAAAAAUACAGCACUUAAUUUGUUUUCCAACUUGGGGACCAUGAUACAAAUUAUUUCUAUAACAUUUAAAAUGGGUAUACAUUGCACUGAGUGAACAAAUGGACCUAGGAACUAGAUCAGGAUGUCUUGCUUUGUGACUUAGUCCAGUAAAUAGCUCACCAAUUCAUUUCAUACCGGCCAUAAUUCAAUCUUUACCUGGUGCCGGUAAAACCAAAUUUUCCAGGAAUAUUCUAUUUCACUGAUAUAUAAAUAGGAAUAAAAAAUAAUUCAAAAUGUGAUCCAUAGAAGCUAAGAUAACUUGCACCCCAGAUGAGAAAGCUGGAGUGGAAUGGAAGGAUUUCCUUCAAACAGCCCUUUCUUCAAUCUCAGGUAGACCUACAGAGGUUUCAUCACCCUUGGUCUCUCAUCCUGACAUGGUCAAGAAUCGCACCCGCCCACACACACAAACAAACACAGACACACAUAUAAACACACACAC
Messenger RNA from Chiloscyllium plagiosum (whitespotted bambooshark), 3152 nucleotides. The record is from RefSeq and is a predicted model, not a curated record. NCBI's taxonomy places the organism in Eukaryota, Metazoa, Chordata, Chondrichthyes, Orectolobiformes, Hemiscylliidae.